Molecule: messenger RNA, 2273 nt
Organism: Bactrocera latifrons
Lineage: Eukaryota; Metazoa; Arthropoda; Insecta; Diptera; Tephritidae
Exons: 1
Source: RefSeq, a predicted model, not a curated record
ACAACGCAAAUACAGCCGGUCUCACAUAAAACAACAACAACCACAAAAGCCACAUUCGAUGGCGAACUGCUUUGGCAACAAGAAGCGACAGAAUUUAUAGAACGUUUUCCACAGCGUCGUCGCCAACAUGACGCGCUACGUCCUAGCGUCUCAGCCGGUGCGCUUUAUAAAAAUGCCACCGGUAUAACGACGCUAAAUAAGCGCGCUAGCGGUGGUGAGCUGCUUACAGCGCAGCAACGRCAUCAACGUGAUCUUUUCAGUGGCGAUUUAGGUAUACCAGAGGUGCGUUCACAUGUGGGCAGUAUGGUGCACACAUUCGAAACGCUUAGUAUGCAACGCAAACUUGCCGAUCAAGAGCGCGCCAAGGAACGCGCUUGGGCGUUGCAACAGCAGCAACAGUGGGAGCGCGAACAGUUGRCCGAGAGAAGUUGUAAGUAUACGCCAACGCUUAAGAGCGCCAYACACACAACCACAUACACAUAUGAUACGCCCACACAUGCGUCACGCCAUUCUCAGCACGGCACUAGUAAUAGUAAAUAUCAUCAACUAAAGCGCAAAUCACACGAAUCACGUCAGCGCCUCAUAAAACUUAGCAAACAGCAGCUGCUGGCUGCUUUCAAUAACAGCGCUAAACGUGCACCGUCAAAAACAGCACACACUAAACUCGAAAGUAGCUUAAGCGCUCAGUCGCUACCUGGCGCCGACAGUAGUAAUGUAUUGUCGCCACGUAGUAGCCCUCUUAAGCGACACAGCACUUUAAGUUUGCACUGCGCWGAAGUUGCGCACGCUGCAAAAGCGGACGAUGAUCACUUGAUGCAGCAGUAUUGCCAUCUGGAUGAUGAUUAUCGUAAAAAUCUUUUUGGCACCAUAUCAAGUCGUUUAACAUCUGUCAAUAAAGGUUGUGAAGAUAUCAAUAGUUAUGACUAUAGUGGCGCACACCACAAUAGUAAGCGUGUUAGCCACGAAGAAGAAAAUAUARAUGUUGGCGCGCACAUAAACAUUGAACAUGACGAAGCGCUCAUUGUGAGUGCCGCCUUUGAUGAAAUAUUCGCCAGUUACAGUGGCAUCGAUGAUGAUGAAGAAGAUGAGAAAGAAUUCAGCGCACCGGCAAUGUUAAGCCGUGCUACCACAUAUUCUGAGGGUUGUGAUGAGCAAAUGGUAAGUUUAAGUGAACUGGACGAUGAUGUUUUUAAGUCACUUAGCUCGAGUCGCAUCAAUAACAUUGGUUGCCCAGGCAGCACGCCAAUGAAACUGCCAACUUUAGCAUCGAGCACACACAAAAAGGCGGCAACGCCAACAACAAACGCUUGGUCAACAAAUAGCACCGUUGCCGAUGCAGCAAAAACGCCUAAGCGCAAACGCACCAUAAUGCCAUUGGCGAAACAAAAGCAACGCGCCACAACACUACAUAAUCUCUUCGAUCGCCUCAAAGCAACACAAACGAAAGUAAAGCGGCCAUUUGUUAAAAUGCCCUCCGACAGUCUACUAAAGCAGGAUCAACUAAGUAUUGAACAAAUGACGCACGCGCUGCACAAAUACUCACCACAAUUAAAUUUAUAUCGCGAGAUAGGCGAAGGCGAAGCGGCCAAUGAACGGAGUGAUGCUGAUGGCGAUUUUCUACGCGGUUCUACAUUGAGUCAGUCAUUUAUACGACAGCAGCUGAAUACGCGUGAGAAUAAGGACGAGCCUAAGCGCAAAAAGACCGCACCACCACCGCCACCAAUCAACCAUAUAAAAUCAAAUAGCGGUGUCAGUGGUGUAAAUGCGGUAAAUGGCGCGCCACGACCGAGCUUCGCGUCACAGCGCGCUAAGUCGACAAACGAACUACUGCUUGAUGAUUUGGCCGUACAAGCGCGUCGCUAUCAACGUGCCGCUAGUCGCAAAUAUGCGGCACCGCCAACGCCCAGAAAACAACAGCAACCAAUGGAUUUGGCUGACAGCAAAGUGCAAGCCGUAGAAGAGGGAAGAGAAGUAAGGCAACGCACGAAACCGAACCGUGCCAUUAGUCGUGGCAGCGGUGUUGGCGCUGAUAUCUUUUUACGUGGCAGCGCAGAAAUCUAAGCCGAAGCCGCCGGCUUGCGCAAACUGGCGAAAGUGUCCAAGCAGUAAUCAAAGCGUUCUGGCGGUAUUAGUUGACACCCAACGCUACUGUUAGUUAUAUAGAAAAAUAUUUAGCAGUAUUUCUAAAUGUACUAAUUAUACUAAGCAAACAAUUAAUUUUUGCCAGCGUAAUUGAGCCAUGUUUUCAUGCAAUAAAUACUUAAGCAUUUAUU